CGCUGAAUUCCAACAAUAGUCUCACUACAAAAGAAUAGCAACCAUGGGUGGCGCAAACCGUGAAGGUAGUUUUUGAUGUUCAUUCCACGGCCGCAACGCGCAACUGACAAUCGGCUCAUAGGUGGCAAGGCCAAGCCUUUGAAGGCCCCGAAGAAGCAGGCCCGCGAUCUCGACGAGGAAGACAAAGCCUUCCUCGAGAGGAAGAAAGCCGGUACGCAAAAUGACCUUUUUACGAGCAUGUUACCCUUAAGGACUGCGAAUGCAGACUGACAUCCCC
Molecule: messenger RNA, 277 nt
Organism: Sodiomyces alkalinus F11
Lineage: Eukaryota; Fungi; Ascomycota; Sordariomycetes; Glomerellales; Plectosphaerellaceae
Exons: 1
Coding region: 76-270 (64 amino acids)
Source: RefSeq, a predicted model, not a curated record